Molecule: messenger RNA, 1187 nt
Organism: Arabidopsis arenosa
Lineage: Eukaryota; Viridiplantae; Streptophyta; Magnoliopsida; Brassicales; Brassicaceae
Source: the annotation of a GenBank genome assembly
GGUAAUAAUUGAGAAUUUUAAAAAAUCUAAAUUUGGUAACUUUAGAUAUAUUAGAACAAAUUUAGAACUAGAAGAUAUGGAGAACAAAACUCAGCAGGAAGCUUGGACCAUCAAAGUUUCAUCCCUUACUUGCAUAGACCUCGCCAACACCAAUCUUCAUCAAUCAGCUGAUUCGCUUAAACAGGCAUGUCAAGAUUGUGGAUUCUUCUAUGUCACAAAUCAUGGUAUAAGCGAGGAGUUGAAGGACAAGGCUUUCGAGCAGAGCAAGAAGUUCUUUGAUCUUCCUUUGGAGGAGAAGAUGAAAGUAUUGAGAAACGAAAAGCAUCGAGGCUAUUCACCCGUCCUUGAUCAAAUCUUAGAUCCUGAGAAUCAAGUCGACGGUGAUUACAAAGAAAGUUUUUUCAUUGGAAUUGAAAGUGUUAAAGAUGAUCCGCAUGGGGAUACGCCAUUCUAUAGCCCCAACCUAUGGCCUGACCAUGAUGUUUUGCCGGGGUGGCGGGUGACCAUGGAGAAAUACUAUCAAGAAGCAUUGAGGGUUUGUAAGGCUAUUGCUAGAUUAUUGGCAUUGGCGCUCGACUUGGAUGGAGAUUACUUUGAUAAACCAGAAAUGCUGGGAAAUCCUAUCGCAGUUAUGCGCUUGGUUCAUUAUGAAGGGAUGUCUGAUCCCUCGAAAGGAAUAUUUGGAUGCGGGGCACAUUCUGAUUUCGGAAUGAUGACUCUCUUAGCAACCGAUAGUGUAAUGGGGCUCCAGAUAUGCAAGGAUAAGGACGUGAAGCCUAGGAAAUGGGAAUAUGUACCAUCUAUUAAAGGAUCCACAUUGCAUCGAGUACUUGGGAAUGGUCAGGACCGAUAUUCCAUUGCAUUCUUCAUACAACCGAGUCACGACUGUCUAGUAGAAUGUCUUCCUACCUGCCAGUCCGAAAACAACCUUCCCAAAUAUCCAGCUAUCAAAUGUUCAACAUACCUCACCCAACGUUACGAGCAAUCACAUGUGGAUUUGAGCAUCUACAAACAGACCUAAGUGAAAGUCUUUGGUUUUCUAUUUUGGUUAACGCCCUUCCCACUAUAUAUGCUUUGGUUUUUUAGUUGGGUUCGUUGUAGAAGUUUUUGUCUUAAAGGCUUGUUCACCAAGGUUUAUAAAUACUGUACAUGGCGACCUAUUGGAUUAAUAAAAGAGAAUAUCAGUU